This is a messenger RNA of Sclerotinia trifoliorum, 2347 nucleotides long. The record is from the annotation of a GenBank genome assembly. Lineage: Eukaryota; Fungi; Ascomycota; Leotiomycetes; Helotiales; Sclerotiniaceae.
ACUUCACCUCUUUUUUAUGCCUCCCUUUAUGGACCUCGAAAAAUGAACAUUCAAACGAGUCUGCUUUCCUGAAUGAUUGCGGAUGUUUAGUUCUCUUAUAUAUAUAUGAUGUUUACGAUCAUCUAAUUCAUUUUCAUCUUAGCAAUUUAUCUAUAAAAAAUAUAUAUAUUCAAUCCACUACUAUUUCUUUGUUCAUCUCGUUUCGUUUGUUCGCUUUCAUCCUGUUUUUGUUGUUUGUUGACAUAUCGCUUCCCCUACUACGAAUGCAUAAACAUAACGACUCGAUUACGAUACCAUAAACAUAAACUCAGGAUUUCCUCAACUUGAAUGCUCAUUGCGAAAAUUACUUUCUUUCCACUAUUCUGUGAUCAUUAUAUAUACUUAUUCUCCUCGAUAUGCAAAAUGGAUUCCUUCCACAACCGAAUGACUUCAAUUGAUCGUGCUUCUGUUGGAUCUAUUCUAACAGGGGCCGAUCAACCCACUGAAGUGACCUUACCAAGUCCACAUAUUGGUGCUUCACCCAAUAGAGUAAAUUUCUCUGUAAAGGAACCACCUCGACCCGUUGUACGACCAGUUCGUGCACUAUCAUAUACUUCUAGAAGACCAAAUCGACUUUCGCUCACUUUCCCUGUUGCUCCAAGCAACGGCCUUGAAUCAGCCAGAGUUACUCCAACAUCGUCAAAUACUCCGUCAGUUCCUGCCACUCCCGCCGACCCAAAUGUUAUCGUAUCACCAAAUGAUCCAAACGGUUUCCUGGUUGCCCUGGCUAGUCAGGAAAGAAGGGUUUUCGAACUUAAGGAGGAACUUAGCAAAGCUGAGACUGAACUUAAGCAGUUGAAAACACAAUGGGCACUUCAUGAAGCAACAAAGAAGAGAGCGGAAAUUCGCCAUGUCGAGAAGCUUCAACCUGUGCAGACUGAGCGCGGGUCUCCCGAAAAAAAUGCAUUAACGACUCCGAAACAAAGUAUAGAUAUGGAUCGAAAGAAAGCUUUUCUUGCCAAUCUUCCUCAAUUGCCGAAAGAUCAGAAAAAUCCACGAAGGAAAAUCAUUACCGGUGGUCAUACUCGUACCCUUUCUCUCCUAUCUCCUGAAAGGAUGACGCGCAAUUCUCCCGUCAACGAAGUGAAUGGCACAACCUCGAUCGACCUCCCAAGAAGUACUACUAUGCCAGAUACGAGUAUUGGUAUUUCUAGGGUCAACACAAACCGAGCAAACCGACAUUCAUAUCAAGGAGGAUUGGGAGUAACACAUGGGGUGAAGCAGAUUACAGAAGAUGUCAAGGCCGGGCUAUGGAAUUUUCUGGAGGACCUCCGCCAAGCUACAGUAGGCGAAGAGGCAGUCAAUGGCAAAGCGAGCAAACGAUCAAGCUUCGAUGCGACACAACGUGGGCUCAAUAAGCGAAUCAGCAAGGGUAGUUUGCGUGGACGACGAGGAAAAUCACCAAGACCAGAUCCAUCAUCACAAAGGACAUGGGACUCUUUGACUGGUAGUAAUCCUGCCCUCUUGGAUCUAGGAGGCGCAUUAUGGCAAGACCCCAAUACUCUUGCGGCACCGAUGAAACCUACGAACGUUCAGAAGAAAAGCGCAAGACCAAUUUCCUUCCCCACAGCUACCAUUGAUGAUGACGAUUGGUCAAACUGGGAUUCUCCAACUCCCAAAUCGCCUAUGAGAUGGAGCGGCAGUUCCACACUAUCAGGUCCAGUGACCCCAGGAACCACAAGCAGUGAAGAUGAAGUAAAGUGAGCAUUUCAUUCUGUCAUUGACAAAGAAAUAAUCCACUAACAACUAUAUAGCAUUCUGGACCAACACCACCCGCCCGAAUCGCCCUCAAAAACGGAUGAGAUCCAAUGGCCUGCACUCGAUAACUUAAAACCGGGUAAUCUUAAGAAAACUAUAUCCACAGCGAUGAAAGAAUGGGAAAAGAGUCUCGAUCCACCUCCUGAAGAAACACAUUCGGAAGAUUUCCUCACCGGUUCUCCUCGUGUUAAUGGAAGACGAGAAAGAGAGCGGGGUAUUGUUGCAAGUGAUGCACAAUCUUGAUGUGUGUGUGGAGUAACCGGCUGGUAGAUAUUCUGGGUAUUCUUAUGAUAAUGUUUUUGUUUCCUGCGUGUAAUGUAUGGGAUGGGAUGAAACUGGUGAAUUGGAUGGGAUAGGAUGGGUUGGAAUGGAAUCAAUGGAAUCGGCAGGUUACGAGAUGAGAUAGAUUGUUGUUACUUUUUUAUCUACUAGAUACCAUCAGCGUACCUACCUAGCUACCUAGGCAAACAGAUCAGAUAUCUCUCGGGUGAUUGAUGAUGGAUGGAUGAUUUUGAUGAAGGAAUGAAAAAUCACUUUUUUUUUUGGUCUG